CGGAAGCCAGUUGCUACGUAUCUUCUUCCGACAGAUAGUCCUUUAAAGGCGUAUUUAAAGCCCUGGCUUCAGUUGCAGGAGUAGCGGACAACCUAUGCAACAAAAGCCGCCGCGGAGCCGAGCGACUCUCCGAUAGCUCAGCGGACAACAAACACGAAGCCGGCGGCUGACACAACCCGGCGAGGUACGACUGCAGGCCUUAAGAUCGCAGCCUGGACCAAGAAACGACGUCUCAGAGACAUUUAUGAAGCUUUCAAGGCCUUUUGAUUGAUCAGCCAAUCGAUGGGGAUUUUCAGAGGAGCUCCGCCAACCUUUGCCACCUGCCCUCAUCCUCCUCCCCCCUCCCGCCGUGGCCUCCUCCUUGCCCCUACCCACUCCGUCAUCCAGCCCUCCAUCCUGCCCUCUAUACAAAAAAUGACUCUGGAACUCACCGAAUGGUCUUCUAUAUGGAUUUUUACUGCUUGUAAUAGACAGUAAGAAAAAGAGGGUGAAAACCUCAAUGACAAAAAAGCCAUAAACAUAUACACUACACACACACACACACAUGCACACACACACACACAUGCGCACACUAACACACCAACACACCUGACCCACACUGAAAGAAGCAAAUGCACAAAUUCAUUCUUGGAAUGUACCACUCACGCUUCCUGUGAAGUUUCAACUGCUUCCAUUAUUUUUUGGGGAUUUUUCUAGAAGCCUUUGGAAAGCCGAUUUUAAUAGUUUUUUUCGACUCCAGUGGGGAAAACAAAGGAGGAUUUAAAGCUUGUUGAAGCUGCAGUGUUUUUGGAGGACAACUUGUUUAGAGAACAACUGACUGCUGAUUGUUUUUCUGCUUUUAUUCAGUGUCCACAGCCUAUUGGAUUUAAGCAGUUUUAGAUUUUAUUACCUUGCAUGCUGGGACACUAUCUGUUACCUUUUUUUUUGUUUGUUUGUUUUUGAACACCAUUAACUGGUGAUUAUUCUUUGAAAACAAUAAUUGAUUAAUUACUAUAUAACUAGUAAGUUACUACUACAGGCUGCAAUUUGUAGCUAAACAUUGUAUUUAAGUUACUUCCAGGAAGCCACUACUAGUUUUAAAGUAGUUUUUCCUUUUAGCUGCAGCUGCAGGUGACUGUUCUCAGAUUUUUCUGUGUGUUAGUAGGGGUGCGCUUGCUUUUUUUCAUUGCGUGCAUGCCCUCCACCAUGCCUCCCCAGAACACAGAGGCUGACGCUAUGCAGGUCGGAUCUGUGGUGGGUGGGGUUAAUGCCAAAAACUCCUCACCAUCAGGGUCGGAUGAGGAGAAAGGAGGAGCAGGAGGCGAGACGGAUGGAUCGGGACACGGCGGAGGCAGAGGAGGUGGAGGAGGAGGAGGUGGUGGAGGUCAAGGAGGGGAGGAGUCAGCGAGCGAGGGCUCAAUCGAAGGCAUAUCCGUGAAAAGAUGGGUGAUGCAUGGAGCUGUGAUGUUCGGCCGGGAGUUCUGCUAUGCCAUGGAGACGGCGCUGGUGACCCCCGUCCUGCUGCAGAUAGGUCUUCCAGAGCAGUACUACAGUCUGACGUGGUUCCUCAGUCCGGUUCUCGGCCUCAUGUUCACUCCUCUUAUUGGCUCGGCCAGCGACCGCUGUACUCUGCGAUGGGGCAGGAGGAGGCCAUUCAUCCUGGCUCUCUGCAUAGGAACGCUGAUAGGAGUGGCUCUGUUUCUGAAUGGAUCUCUGAUAGGUCUGUCUAUGGGCGACGAGCAGGGAACACAACCAAUAGGAAUUGUUCUUACUGUGCUGGGCGUGGUGGUGUUGGACUUCUGUGCAGACGCAACAGAGGGACCAAUCAGAGCAUACUUGUUAGACGUGGCGGACACAGAGGAACAAGACAUGGCGCUCAACAUCCAUGCUGCCUCGGCAGGUCUUGGUGGCGCGGUCGGUUAUGCUCUAGGAGGUUUAGACUGGACACACACUUUCCUUGGAGCAGCCUUCAAGUCCCAGGAGCAGAUCCUGUUCUUCUUCGCUGCCAUCCUCUUCUCUGUCUCUGUGGUGUUACAUCUCUUCAGCAUCGAGGAGCAGCAGUACUCGCCCCAACAUGACAGGCUGGACCAGGAGAGUCCAGAGUGCGCCAACACCCAACCAUCGGCCAAUGGCAGGACUGGGCUUUUUGCACCCAAGCUGGAAUUAAUUGGAGAAAAUGAAACAAUGGACACCUACGACCUCUAUGACCCCUACGGAGACGACCAGUCAGAGCAUGGGGAUAUGGACAUGGACUUCCUAGAGAUGGAGCUUGUGAGAAGUAAAAGUGACAGCGUUCUCGCCAUGGCAGAUGCCACUCUGGACCACCUGGACCAUGACGCGUUGUUCCUGUGCCACCUGGAGCCAUCCAUUUUCGCUGACCGCCUCUCACCUUAUCACGGCUCGCCUCCUACGACCUCCUUCUUCAACCUCAAUCGCAGCACUCCACCCCCUCGGUUUGGCAACAUCAGACGCAGCAGCAGUGCAGGAAGUCAGGACCUGCUACGGCUCCAAGCCAACAACCACCAGGUGCACGCUCCCACCUCCAGGAUUUCACGCGUCUCGGCUUUCUUACAGGAAAUGGAGAAUGACGACGGUCAGGAGGCGUUGCUGAACAACCAGCUCAAUGAGCAGCGGACACUGAACGGGCGGCUGUUAGCCAGUGUAACUAAUGCUGAUAGAGUUAGCACGAACAGGCUGAGUUCUAAGGGACAAGCACAUCGCGCUGGAAUGGUCAAAGCUGCCAGUACCGGAGCCCCAAUGCGGCAGUCACGCCACCGUCACACCUUCUAUCGCCAGCCGUCCUGCACCUUCUCCUACUACGGUCGAGUUGGGAGCCACCGCUACCGUUACCGGCGGGCCAAUGCCGCUUUCCUCAUCAAGCCGUCCCGCAGCAUGAACGACCUGUACGAAGUGGAGGCCAGACACAGGAGGAGGAGCAGACAGAGGAAGAGACACCGCAGCGGAAACACCAACUCUUCCAGUGGUGACACAGAGAGCGAAGAGGGAGAGGUCGAGACCACCGUACGGCUGCUGUGGCUCUCCAUGUUGAAGAUGCCUCCGGAGCUGCUGCGACUGUGUGCCUGUCACCUGCUCACCUGGUUCUCCAUCAUCGCUGAGGCUGUCUUCUUCACUGACUUCAUGGGACAAGUCAUCUACCAUGGAGAUCCUACUGCUCCUUCCAACUCUACGUUAUUGGAAAGUUAUCACAGAGGAGUUCAGAUGGGAUGUUGGGGGCUGGUUAUAUAUGCCAUGACUGCAGCUACAUGUUCAGCCAUCCUUCAGAAGUACCUCGACAACUUUGACCUGAGCAUUAAGAUCAUCUACAUCCUGGGAACACUUGGAUUUUCCAUCGGAACUGCUGUCAUGGCGAUCUUCCCCAAUGUGUAUGUUGCAAUGGUGAUGAUCAGCAGCAUGGGCAUCAUCUCCAUGAGUAUCUCCUACUGUCCUUAUGCUCUGCUGGGGCAGUAUCACGAAAUUAAAGAGUACAUCCAGCACAGUCCUGGUAAUUCCCGGAGAGGCUUUGGCAUCGACUGUGCCAUCUUAUCCUGCCAGGUGUACAUCAGUCAGAUCUUGGUGGCCUCAGCUCUGGGUGCUGUAGUGGAAGCUGUUGGCAGUGUCCGUGUCAUUCCCAUGGUGGCCUCAGGUGGCUCCUUCCUUGGCUUCUUAACUGCCUGCUUCCUGGUCAUUUACCCGACUCCAAACAACCAGGAGGGUGACUCAGCCAAAGCUUCGGAGAAACGGGCCUUGACGACGCUGGAAAAUCCCAGCAGCAAUGAAGGGGCUGUUACUGUGGCGAUAGAGAAACCCAGCUUCCUGAAACUGAACAAGGAAGGCAAGGCCACCUCCACCACCACUUCCUGUCAUACGGAGAAUGAGUCCGCUCUGUAAUUGGCUGGAUGAAUCGACAGAAAUGAAUAAGCAACUGAAUACACUAUUAAAAUUAUCACUGAUGGAAAAAACUUGAGGAUGUGGGCCAGUGUCCUCUCCACUGUAGUUUACGGACACAAGGGGGAGGCUGGCGUGGGUUUGGUACAUCCUUGGUGUCUGUUCUCGCUUUGAUGGGCAAUUUGCUGAAGAAAACAACUCAAUCUCUCGGGGGACAUGUGUUUCACUAGACAGACUUAUCCUGCAAAAAUGCAUUCUGGUCCCAGUGCUGUUUCAGCCGUCACUGAAAUUCCUUCCACUUAGACCUCACGGACGUUUGAGUGAGCCGCCAGGGUCGCCUGGAAAUGAGAAAUUCUUUGGUCGUGGUUUUAACGAGAGGUCGUCUCUGUCUCUCAGGGCCUCCAGUAGGUGCCACCUGGGCAGGAAACUUCAGGGGACUUGCACAUAUACAUACACGCACAUCUCUUCAUCUUGGCUCAACACAAUCGAAUGAACACCUGAGUAACUGUUGAUGAACACUAGUUAUCGAAGCUGCAAUCAUUCAAAAAUGCUGAAAAUUGUUUUCCCUCACUGUGGAAUCUGCUCAAUUGAAUCUUUGCUCCAUGACGCCGAAGCAGAUAAACUUAAAGUGCGUGUGUGUGUCUGCUGACUUGGUGUCUCCAGCAGAGGCAUCGUGUUCACCAAAAUAAACCCAACAACUCACUCGGCUUUGCAGGACUUUUACAGCACUCUGUGACAGUAGCUUUAAGACUCUAGAGACUUUUGGAAGUGGCAUUUCUGAAAAACGUAAGAACGCAAAGCCCGGUCCCGGAGGGGAAAUAAGUCCUCAAAUUGAUUGCGAGAGUUUUUUGUUUUGUUUUGUUUUUGUUUUGUUUGUUUUUUUACCUCCCUCUUCCACGUGGCAGGAGUGCUUUAGUCCUUCACUCCAGGGCAGAGUUGAGAAUAUUUAAGAGCUCGAGCAAAAAGUUGCCUGUAUAUUGAGUCAAAAAUACAAAUGUGUAUUGAGUGAAAUUCCAGGAAAGAGAGUAUAGAUGCAAUAUGCAACAUACACAGGGCAUUAAAAUCCCAAAUAUUAUUUUCAUGAUUUAUUGAGGGCCCAGAGUGAUGCCUGUGUUUUAUUUGAAUAAUCAGACUAACCUACAUGCUGCAUGUUAGAGGAGCAGAGAGGAGAGAAACCAAACAGCCGAGAAGAAGAAAAGAAAGAUGUGGAGUGGUUCUUCUUCUUCUUCUUCUUCAGAAACUACUGUUAGCACAAUGUUUGUCACUAACUGCACAUUAGCUGAGCCAUUCUUGAAAGAGCGCUAAACAACAUUCAGUUUGAAAAGAUGUUCGGGGGUGUUGUUUGUCUUAGGACACCAGCAGGUGGGAGCUUCCGGACACUCUUCUGUUCCAGAGCUGAUAGUCCUUAAGAGAAGGAAAAACAAAUCCUUCUAGUUUUGAGUGUUAGUGGCCCAUAAGACCAGCUUUAGGCUCAUUACUUGGGCCUUGAUGGAGGGUUUGCACUCCUGUUUUAGGUGAGUUGAUCAUUACAUCUGUGUGUUUUAAGCUUACAGGAGAUUUAGAAUAGCAGGGUUGGAUGAGGAGCAGGAUGAAAGGACUGGAGAGUUGUUAUUACCUUUAAAAAGUAGUUUGAGGAAAUACAUUUAUUUGCUAUGUAGAAUCAGGCUCUCAUGUCUGUAUGCUAAAUAUGUAACGUACUACCAGGGGACUGUUAGCUUAGCAUAAAGACUCAUCAGUCUCAGUCUUAUUUAAGUCUUGGAAAGAAAG
Molecule: messenger RNA, 5631 nt
Organism: Scatophagus argus
Lineage: Eukaryota; Metazoa; Chordata; Actinopteri; Scatophagidae
Product: solute carrier family 45 member 4
Exons: 16
Coding region: 1174-3867 (897 amino acids)
Biological process (GO): transmembrane transport
Cellular component (GO): membrane
Molecular function (GO): sucrose:proton symporter activity
Source: RefSeq, a predicted model, not a curated record